AUGUCUGUCACGAAUCUUUUCAAGCAAGAAAAGACAUUCAGUACCUACAACAAGGACCAAGCAGAGCACUAUGCGCACAUCCGUCCCAACUACCACUCCAGUGUCUAUGACACUAUCCGCAGCCAUCAUUCUUCGACCGGAGGUCAGUUCGGGUCCCUUCUCGAUGUAGGCUGCGGUCCCGGCACUGCGACUCACUCGCUGGCACCCUACUUCACUGAGACCUUCGCUAUCGAUCCCUCGGAGGGGAUGAUCCAAGCCGCACAGUCUACAAGUGGCGAUAAGGAUACGUCCAAGUCGGUGCGAUUCGGCGUAUCUACUGCCAGCAAGCUGGGCUCCGACCUCUCGCCGGCAAUUCCAGAUAACUCGGUGGAUUUAAUCAUUUCCGGCAACGCAGCACACUGGUUCAACUUAGACGAAUUCUGGCCCAAUGCAGCCCGUGUCUUGAAGCCAGGGGGUAGUGUUGCCCUGUGGACCUCUGGCGGCCUGCACGUGCAUCCAUCGACGCCGAACGCCGCUGCCAUUGAAGCUGCUCUUCUCCAGCUCGAAGAGACGCACCUUGUGCCGUACUUCGAGCCUGGGAAUCGCUUGACCCGAGACGGGUACAAGAGUCUUGCGCUGCCGUGGACAUUAGACACGCCCGUCAAGGAUUUUGAUGAGAGCACUUUCUUCCGCCGCGAUUGGACGGUUGAUGAGCAGUUUCUCGAGCGUCAGAGGGCCGUGAAUAUGGAUCAGUUGGAAAAGAUACUCGGGGUGGGAAGCCCUGUCACCCGAUGGCGGGAGGCGCACCCGCAUGCCAUUGGAACUGAAGAAGACGUUGUUAGAAAAGGCCGCAGGGUUACAGAACGGCUGCUGCAUGAAGCCGGAGUCAAGGAAGGGGAAGAGUUGCUUCAGCCUGCGAUCUGUGGUACUCUAUUGAUCGUGAAGAAGGUCUCGAACGCUGAGAAUUACUUAGACCCUCAAGUUUAG
Penicillium chermesinum is the source of this 966-nucleotide messenger RNA. RefSeq names its product class I SAM-dependent methyltransferase. Gene Ontology annotation, molecular function: S-adenosylmethionine-dependent methyltransferase activity. The coding region runs from base 1 to 966 and encodes 321 amino acids. The record is from RefSeq and is a predicted model, not a curated record. NCBI's taxonomy places the organism in Eukaryota, Fungi, Ascomycota, Eurotiomycetes, Eurotiales, Aspergillaceae. The transcript has a single exon.